Molecule: messenger RNA, 266 nt
Organism: Nannospalax galili (Upper Galilee mountains blind mole rat)
Lineage: Eukaryota; Metazoa; Chordata; Mammalia; Rodentia; Spalacidae
Product: keratin-associated protein 6-1-like
Exons: 1
Coding region: 15-251 (78 amino acids)
Biological process (GO): keratinization
Source: RefSeq, a predicted model, not a curated record
CAACAACCAACACCAUGUGUGGCUACUAUGGAAACUACUAUGGCGGCCGGGGCUAUGGCUGCUGUGGCUAUGGAGGCCUGGGCUAUGGCUACGGAGGACUUGGCUACGGAUAUGGCUGUGGCUAUGGAUGUGGCUACCGCAGACUGGGCUGUGGCUAUGGCUCUGGUUAUGGCUAUGGCUCUCGCUCUUUCUGUGGUUGUGGUUAUGGAUGUGGCUCUGGCUAUGGAUCUGGAUUUGGCUACUACUAUUGAUGGCACCAUGGAAUA